AUGGAUUUAUUCGAGAUGGAAAAUUUACAUCACGGACUUGUUCGUGCAAUUCGGCGUACGACAGCGCAUGUGUAUAGGAAACCUUCUGGCAAGAAUGGAACUAUUCUUAUUUAUCUCAAAUUUAAUCCCGCACAGUUUGGGCCCGAGAGGUUUAUUCGGGAUGAAAAAUCCGUGAUCACAGACAUAUUUAUGCAAUUCGGCGUAGGACAGCGCAUGUGUAUAAGAAACCUUCUGGCAAGAAUGGAACUAUUCUUAUUUAUCUCAAAUUUAAUGAUUUUUAAAUUAAACCUUCAAACCUUCACCACCACGGACAUGUCCAUGCCAUUCGGUAUCGGACAGCGCAUGUGUAUAGGAAACCUUCUGGCAAGAAUGGAACUAUUUUUAUUAUUCCCAAAUUUAAUGUCGCACUUGCAACCUAUAUAUAAUAUAAUAUAUAUACAUAUUAUAUUAUAUAUAUUUAUGGAGCCCGAACAGUUUAGGGCUGAAAGGUUUAUUAGGGAUGAAAAAUCCGUUAUCACAGACAUAUUCAUGCAAUUUGGCAUAGAACAGCGCAUGUGUGUAAGAAACCUUCUGGCAAGAAUGGGACUAUUUUAUUAUUCUCAAAUUAAGCGAGAACAUUUUAAGCCUGAUGGAUUUAUCCGAGGUGGAAAAUUUACCAUCACGGACUUGUUCGUGCAAUUCGGCGUACGACAGCGCAUGUGUAUAGGAAACCUUCUGGCAAGAAUGGAACUAUUCUUAUUUAUCUCAAAUUUAAUUAUGGAGCCCGAAAAGUUUGGGGCCGAGAGGUUUAUUCGGGAUGAAAAAUCCGUGAUCACAGACAUAUUCAUCACCACGGACAUGUCCAUGCCAUUCGGUAUCGGACAGCGGAUGUGUAUAGGAAACCUUCUGGCAAGAAUGGAACUAUUUUUAUUAUUCCCAAAUUUAAUCACCGGGUAUGAAAGGGCCUUAUAUAUAUAUAUUAUAUUAUAUAUAUUUAUGGAGCCCGAACAGUUUAGGGCUGAAAGGUUUAUUAGGGAUGAAAAAUCCGUUAUCACAGACAUAUUCAUGCAAUUUGGCAUAGAACAGCGCAUGUGUGUAAGAAACCUUCUGGCAAGAAUGGGACUAUUUUUAUUAUUCUCAAAUUUAAUGAAUAAUUAA
Molecule: messenger RNA, 1137 nt
Organism: Spodoptera littoralis (African cotton leafworm)
Lineage: Eukaryota; Metazoa; Arthropoda; Insecta; Lepidoptera; Noctuidae
Source: the annotation of a GenBank genome assembly